CCUCGGUCUGUUGGCUUCAUUCCAUUCUCCGCUUCCUCUCCACUGCAAGCCAUUCCACUGCAUCUUGUUCUGCAUCUUGUUUUCAGAUACAUUAUAUUAAGGAUCAUCCUUCGCCAGAUGAUCAUCGCAUACGCGGCAGAAGUCGGUCUCGCGCUUGUUGGCUCCCUGGACAGCCACGCCCCCAAACCUUCUUCCCUUUUCUUUUUUUUCUCCUCGCUUGCUCUUAUCUCACCUAUCAUGCUGCUUCGUGUUCUUGCAUUUGCCUAUAUUGCCUCUUAUGCUGGCAAUGCAGCCGGGGCCGUCAUUCCUCUCUGAGACAUGCGCCCUCCGGCAGCGCCAGCUUCCCCGUGUCCUGGGACGUCAUUGAGCUACCAACCCGCUGCCUAUAACCAUAGCGUGAUAUAAAAUGUGAAAAGAGCCUAGGUCUACCAGCUGUCUGCCUAAAACCAGCCUUGCGCAAACCAAAGCGUCCUGUUCCCCUCGCAUAUCACUUAAUGUAUUACCCUCAGAGGCUUGUCUUUGAUCAUUGAAUCUAUUACCACGAAACCAUAGCGUACGAUGCUUGGACACUGUCUUUGUCGCAUCCUUCUCCCAUUGUUCUCAAGAUCAAACCGGACUAUUACUGCUGCA
Aspergillus saccharolyticus JOP 1030-1 is the source of this 630-nucleotide messenger RNA. RefSeq lists its product as uncharacterized. Lineage: Eukaryota; Fungi; Ascomycota; Eurotiomycetes; Eurotiales; Aspergillaceae. The record is from RefSeq and is a predicted model, not a curated record. Bases 118 to 315 code for a protein of 65 amino acids. The transcript is spliced from 2 exons.